This is a messenger RNA of Punica granatum (pomegranate), 6770 nucleotides long. Lineage: Eukaryota; Viridiplantae; Streptophyta; Magnoliopsida; Myrtales; Lythraceae. The record is from RefSeq and is a predicted model, not a curated record.
AAAACUGUGAAACACAGAGAGCAAAAGCGACGUCUCGUGCUCGCUUUUCACCGGAAUGAUAGAAAAAAUUUAACGGAAACGACGACGACCACCCUUCCGCCAUUGCCGACGCCCCCCCUCUCAUGGAAACCCUAAUCCUCCUGCCCGUCUAGACCUCCGCUGCCGGUCCUUCCUGUUUCUUCAGGCACGCUCGCAUCCUCGUUUGCCGAAGCAGUGGCGAUGCCUCGAUGCGUGACGGACCUGCUCCAGGUUGCCUGAUCGAGCGCCGUGACUUGAUCUGCGGGGGUCCUCGGGGGAGGAUUUCGGAUUCCCGGCGCCUUUGGUGCGUUUAAGCGGUGGGCUUUUCUUCGCAUUCCGGUGGCAAUGGAGUCGUUGAUGGAGUUGUGCGACCUGGUCGCGCAGCAUCCAGCGCUAUUCUCCGACAAACUCGCGUGGAUGUGCAGCCGGUGCCCCCAGCCUGACUCGUUCGGCGGUGGAUCUCCUCGGGUUUCGCCUUCUCAGCUCAAUGCCACCCUCGCUGUCGCCCGGUUCCUUUCCAAAUCGGACUCCGCCUCUGAUCACAGCCCCAACUCGGCGGUUCUCGAUUUCCUGCGCUUGAUCCCUUCCUCCUUCAGGCGGUCCUUUUGGCCGCAAUCCUUCAAGAACGAAUCUAUCGGGUCCUUUUUCACGGAUUUCCUCGGAUACCUCUCAAAGGCGACAGAACUGUCCCCGGAAUUCUCCACUGAAGUGGCUGAAGUGAUGGGAGACAUUGUCAUCUCCGCGAUCAGCUCCAGCGGGGACGAUACCGGGAUAUCUAGGGUUUUCUUGCUCUCUCUGUCGCAGAAUUUCCUGCCAAUUUUGUCUUCUGAUGCAGAUAAGCUCGUCAACUGCCUCCUCGAUCAAUUCACAGUUCCAGUUAUGGUGCCCCGGUCGCCUAGGGAACAAAUGCAGCUUAUUUCAGAGACAUCUUCAUCAUCGCAGAGCUCACCCGUGAGUGUCAUUACUAAUAAUAUGAAUUCACUCGAGGUCUCCAGUCCAAAUGUAGCUAGUCAAGUGUCUGCUGGAUCGCCAAGUGGGGCAAGUUCGAGGUUGGCGGAUGGUACCCCUAGUGCAUCCUCCUCCAGGGUCUCAGGGAUGAUGAAUGGUGAGAGCGAUUCUGGGUUAUAUGAUAAGGUGGCUUCGUUCAAGGAGGAGUCCUUGGAGAGCUUGGAGAAGCAAGAAAUCGCUUACAAGUUGAUUGCUCAUAUUGUAGAAAAAGUUAGAAUAGAUCCUAAGUUGUUGGAGCAGGUAAGAUUGAUGGCCCGGAAGCAAGUACAGUCUAUGCCUGCAUUUCUAAAGAUAAGGAAGCGGGAGUGGAAUGAGCAGGGGUCCCAUUUGAAAGCCAGAAUAAAUGCAAAACUAUCAUUUUAUCAAGCGGUUGCUAGGUUGCAAAUAAAGAGUUUGGCUUCACUUGAUUCAGAUGGAAAAUCUUCAAAAAAGUUGUGGCUUGAGGCUCUUGUACUGUUGACUGAAGCAGCUGAGGCUUGUCUCCUAUCUGUUUGGCGGAAAUUGAGAAUGUGUGAAGAUUUAUUCAGUUCACUGGUUGAAGGCAUGACCAAAAUUGCCAUCACCAAGGGAGGUCAACCUCUACGUGUUUUACUCAUUCGCAUUAAGCUCCUUGUGCUGACAGCAUGUGCUCAGGCAGAUACUUGGGCUAGCAGCCCAGGAACCAUGGUCGAGAGUGUCUUGAAGGCAAGCCGAGAAGUUAUUGAAUAUGGCUGGAGCAGGGACCGGGCUCCUGUGGACACUUUUAUCAUGGGACUGGCAGCAAGCAUUCGUGAACGGAAUGACUAUGAUGAACAGGUUGAGAAAGAGAAGCAAUCGAUUCCUGUAGUGCAACUCAACCUGAUACGGUUGCUGGCAGAUUUGAGUGUUGCUGCUGACAAAUCAGAAGUGGUAGACAUGAUAUUGCCACUUUUCAUUGAAAGUUUAGAAGAGGGGGAUGCCUCAACUCCCUGUUUACUUCGACUUCGACUCCUUGAUGCUGUAUCACACAUGGCAAGUUUAGGUUUUGAGAAGUCAUAUCGGGAGACUGUUGUUUUGUUGACAAGGAGCUACUUGAAUAAACUUUCAACUUUAGGAUCUGCUGAUAGCAAAACGUUGGCAGCGGAAGCCACUACAGAACGUGUUGAGACUCUCCCUGCUGGAUUUCUUCUGAUUGCUAGCCGUCUCACAAGCAGUAAGCUGCGCUCAGAUUAUCGGCACCGUUUGCUAUCUUUGUGCUCAGAUGUAGGGUUGGCUGCUGAGAGCAAAAGCGGGAGGAGUGGAGCCGAUUAUUUAGGACCUCUGCUUCCAGCUGUUGCAGAGAUAUGUUCCGAUUUUGACCCCACUGGAGAUGUAGAACCAUCACUAUUGAAGCUAUUUCGCAACCUGUGGUUCUAUAUUGCUCUUUUUGGGCUAGCGCCCCCAAUACAAUCUACUCAGUCGCCAAACAAAUCAGUUUCAACAACACUAAAUAGUGUGGGAAGCAUAAAUGUGAUUCCUCUUCAAGCUGUCGGUGGACCUUACAUGUGGAAUGCUGAUUGGUCCACUGCUGUUAAACGUAUUGCUCAAGGAACUCCUCCCCUUGUUGUUAGCUCGGUGAAGUGGCUUGAAGAUGAAUUAGAGCUCAAUGCUCUUCACAAUCCUGGAAGUCGUCGAGGGAGUGGAAACGAGAAGGCUGCUUUGAGCCAAAGGGCUGCUCUUUCUGCUGCUUUAGGAGGGAGAGUAGAAGUUGGAGGGAUGGGUACAAUAUCAGGAGUGAAAACGACUUAUCUUCUCGCUGUAGCCUUUUUAGAAAUUAUUCGUUUCAGCAGCAAUGGUGGCAUUCUCAAUGGAGGAAACAAUUGGACUGUUUCCAGAAGUGCAUUCAGUUGUGUAUUUGAAUAUCUCAAAACUCCAAAUCUUAUGCCGGCUGUGUCACAAUGUCUGAUGGCAAUUGUCCACCGUGCAUUUGAAACCGCAGUACUUUGGCUGGAAGAUCGAAUAUCUGAAACGGGCCAUCAAGCGGAGAUGCGAGACUCUACUCUCUGUGUUCAUGCUGCUUUUCUCAUAAAAAGUAUGUCCCAGAGGGAGGAAAGCAUUCGGGAUAUUGCUGUGAAUCUGUUGACACAGCUCAGAGAUAAGUUUCCUCAGGUUCUGUGGAAUUCAUCCUGUCUGGAUUCGCUCUUAUUUUCUGUGAAUGCUGAUUCAUCUUCAGCCCUUGUCAAUGACCCUGCCUGGAUAGCAGCUGUUAAAUCAUUGUAUCAACGGGUUGUCAGGGAAUGGAUCAUCAAAUCACUUUCAUAUGCGCCAUGCACAAGCCAGGGCCUUCUUCAGGAAAAACUUUGUAAAGCAAACACAUGGCAGAGAAAUCAGCCCACGACUGAGGUGGUGUCUCUUUUAUCUGAGAUAAGGAUCGGUACUGGUAAAAAUGACUGGAAUGGCAUGCAAACUGCAAAUAUCCCUGCUGUCAUGGCAGCUGCUGCUGCAGCUUCAGGGGCAAACUUAAAGUGGACUGAGCCUUUCAACUUUGAGGUGCUUAGUACUGGUAUAGUCAGUGCAACAGUCAAGUGCAACCAUGCUGGGGAAAUCACAGGCAUGAGAAGUCUGUUCGACAGCUUUGGGGGGUUGAAUAUGGGUACUCCAGCACCCGCUUUUGGGAUUGCCGGGACUUUGCAGAAAUUGAAAUCUAACAUGUUUCCACAGCCACAGAUUGAGAAUAAUUUUGAUAAGGUAGUGCUUAUAAAGUUUGUUCAGCAGCUCCAACAUUUUGUCAACAUGUAUGAGAAAGGUGGGGAGUUCGACAAGACAGCAUUUCGUCAAACUUGUUCACAAGCGACGGCCUUCCUGCUAUCAAAUUUGGAGAGUACUACAAAGUCAAACAUAGAAGGGUUCUCACAGCUUCUACGCCUUCUUUGUUGGUGUCCUGCCUAUAUUUCAACACCAGAUGCAAUGGAGACCGGAGUUUUUGUUUGGACUUGGUUGGUCUCUGCCGCACCUCAACUUGGCUCGCUUGUCCUUGCAGAGCUUGUUGAUGCUUGGCUAUGGACAAUUGAUACGAAACGUGGUCUUUUUGCAUCUGAAGUAAGGUACUCUGGACCUGCAGCCAAACUGAGGCCUCACCUUGCCCCAGGAGAGCCGGAGCCACUUCCUGAACACGAUCCUGUCGAACAAAUAAUUGCUCAUAGAUUGUGGCUGGGCUUUUUUAUUGAUCGAUUUGAGGUCAUUCGCCACAUUAAUGUGGACCAGCUCUUGCUCCUUGGUCGUAUGUUACAAGGAACUACAAAACUCCCCUGGAACUUCUCACGGCAUCCUGCAGCUACUGGUACAUUUUUUACUUUAAUGCUUCUUGGACUCAAGUUCUGUUCAUGCCAAUCGCAAGGAAAUCUGCAGAAGUUUAAAUCAGGGCUUCAGUUGCUAGAAGAUCGAAUAUACAGGGCUUCCUUGGGUUGGUUUGCUUAUGAACCUGAGUGGUUUGACAUGAGCAAUAUGAAUUUUGCUCAGAGUGAGGCGCAAUCUGUAUCUAUAUUUGUUCAGUUUCUACUUAGUGACCGAGGGGAUGCUCUUCAAUCGAAUAUUAAAGGAUCCGGGAAUGAAAACGAAUGCAGUUUCAUUGAUGUGAAUUAUAAAUGUCAUCCUAUCUGGGGCCCCAUGGAGAAUUAUGCUGUGGAAAGAGAGAAGCGCAAGCAGCUACUUUUAAUGCUAUGCCAGCAUGAGGCUGAUAGGCUGGAAGUUUGGGCAGCGCCCACCAACUCGAAGGAUCCUGGUUCUCGGCCUAAAAUUAGCUCAGACAAAUGGAUUGAAAAUGCCAAGACUGCCUUUGCUGUAGAUCCUCGGAUUGCAUUAUCAUUGGUCUCAAGGUUCCGGGCAAAUACUCACCUGAAAAAUGAAGUAACUCAGCUGAUUCAGUCUCAUAUAUUGGAGGUUCGCACCAUACCUGAAGCAUUGCCAUAUUUUGUCACGCCUAAGGCAGUUGAUGAGAAUUCAGUUCUUUUGCAACAACUCCCACAUUGGGCUGCUUGUUCAAUAACGCAAGCCCUAGAGUUCCUUACUCCUGCAUACAAGGGCCAUCCUCGAGUCAUGGCUUAUGUUCUCAGGGUGCUGGAGUCCUAUCCUCCUGAGAGGGUGACAUUCUUCAUGCCCCAGCUGGUUCAGGCCCUACGAUAUGAUGAUGAUAGGUUAGUAGAGGGUUAUUUGCUCAGAGCUACUAAGAGGAGUGAUAUAUUUGCUCACAUAUUGAUUUGGCACCUACAGGGUGAGACUUGUGCCUCAGAACCUGGGAAAGAUCCUGUAGCUAAUGCAAAGAAUGCCGCUUUUCAAGCAUUGUUGCCAGCUGUUAGGCAGCGAAUAAUUGAUGAGUUCAAUCCCAAGGCCCUUGACUUGUUCAAGAGAGAGUUCGAUUUCUUUGAUAAAGUCACAUCGAUUUCAGGCGUGCUCUUUCCAUUACCAAAGGAAGAACGCCGAGCUGGUAUUCGCAGGGAGUUGGAGAAAAUUGAAAUGGAUGGCGAUGAUCUCUAUCUACCCACUGCUACUACUAAACUCGUCAGGGGUAUUCAAGUGGACAGUGGAAUACCUCUACAAUCAGCAGCAAAAGUUCCUAUUAUGAUCACAUUUAAUGUGGUUGAUCAUGAUGGUGACCCUAAUGACAUAAAGCCCCAAGCCUGCAUAUUUAAGGUUGGAGAUGAUUGUCGCCAAGACGUGCUGGCUCUUCAAGUGAUAUCACUUCUCAGAGACAUUUUCCAGGCAGUUGGGCUUAAUUUGUAUCUAUUUCCUUAUGGUGUUCUCCCAACUGGUCCUGAAAGGGGAAUUAUCGAAGUCGUUCCCAACACACGAAGCAGAAGUCAGAUGGGGGAGACCACUGAUGGUGGACUGUACGAGAUCUUCCAACAGGAUUAUGGGCCUGUUGGCACCCCAUCUUUUGAAGCCGCUCGUGAAAAUUUCAUCAUCAGUAGUGCUGGUUAUGCAGUUGCCAGUCUUCUACUUCAACCAAAAGAUAGGCACAAUGGCAAUCUUCUCUUCGACAAUACGGGGAGACUCGUGCAUAUCGAUUUUGGCUUCAUUCUCGAAACUUCACCUGGCGGAAACAUGCGAUUUGAGAGUGCGCACUUCAAGCUGAGUCACGAGAUGACUCAGCUGCUUGACCCAUCGGGAGUUAUGAAGAGUGAAACCUGGUAUCGCUUUGUGGGGUUGUGCGUGAAAGGAUAUCUCGCUGCCCGCCGUUACAUGGAUGGAAUUAUAAACACAGUGCUGUUAAUGGUCGAUAGCGGCUUGCCUUGCUUUAGUAGAGGAGACCCAAUAGGAAACCUCCGCAAGAGGUUCCAUCCUGAGAUGAACGAGAGGGAAGCAGCCAACUUCAUGAUACGAACAUGCACUGAUGCAUACAACAAGUGGACUACCGCUGGUUACGACUUGAUACAAUAUCUGCAGCAAGGCAUUGAGAAGUGAAUCCUCUUUCCCCGACUCUAUGUUAUAUAUUAUACAUAUAUAUAUGAAUUGGUGAGUUCAAAUGUAAAUUGAUUUGAUUGGAAUCCCAUAGGUGACAUUUUUGUAGCAAUGAAUUUUUUUCCUUUUCAAGUUCUUGUGACCAUAGACAUGCCAGGUAAAUUUGCAAUGGCUGGGGUUGGCGCGGCUCUGGAGGGAUGCUUGAGGAGGCAUGUAUACUUAGCUGCACUAUUUUAUUCCCUUGUGGGAUUUGUAUAGUAGCAAUCCUAUAUUGAAUUAUCCUGUGUAUUCUUCGCGAUUUUCGGAGGAAUGAGUAUAUUCUUGGGAGGGAGGAGUGUUUUCACCUUUCA